Myxocyprinus asiaticus (Chinese sucker) is the source of this 3395-nucleotide messenger RNA. Its product is annotated as putative lipoyltransferase 2, mitochondrial. The coding region runs from base 257 to 946 and encodes 229 amino acids. Gene Ontology annotation, biological process: protein lipoylation. Gene Ontology annotation, cellular component: mitochondrion. The record is from RefSeq and is a predicted model, not a curated record. The transcript is spliced from 4 exons. Gene Ontology annotation, molecular function: lipoyl(octanoyl) transferase activity. NCBI's taxonomy places the organism in Eukaryota, Metazoa, Chordata, Actinopteri, Cypriniformes, Catostomidae.
ACACGGGACACCGAGCUUCCUCCAGAGUCAGAGGAGCGGCGGGAGCGCCAGGCCUGGUUUUGCCUCUCUGCCCCAGUCCAGUGGAUUUGGCAGAGCCCACCGCCGCCAUCUUCAUUGUUAUUGCAAUUUUAAAACAUUGUUGCUUUGACGAUGCAUGUCAACAAAUCCUAAAACUUAUGAUGACCGUAAAAACGAUGAUUUGAACAACUUUACAGCUCAAAAAAUACAUGAGUUUUAACAGAAGAAUUAAGAUACAAUGGCUCUUGGUAAGACAGCUGUCAAGGUGAUACGUUUAGGCAGAAUUUCAUACAGCAAUGCCUUGAAGAUAAAGCAGCAACACAUAAAGCAACAUCUGGAUUCGGUCAGUAACAACCCAAACACUUUAUUACUGUGUGAACAUGAACCUGUGUACACCAUUGGCAUCAGACAGGCCCCAUACCCUCCUGAGGAGGAACAAAGGCUGAAAGCCCUGGGUGCAGACUUCUUCCGUACAAACCGAGGAGGUCUAAUAACUUUUCAUGGGCCUGGUCAGUUGGUGUGCUACCCUGUACUCAACCUGGGCUGCUUUAAGAAGAGCGUGAGAUGGUACGUGUGUGAACUUGAAAGGACUGUGAUCAUGAUGUGCAGUAAAUUUGGGAUCAAAGCCUCCACCUCUCCAGAUACAGGCAUUUGGGUUGGCAAUAACAAAAUUUGUGCAAUUGGUAUCCAUUGUGGAAGAUACAUAACCUCCCAUGGUUUGGCUCUAAACUGCAAUACAGACAUGAGUUGGUUUGAUAACAUUGUGCCAUGUGGACUUGUGGGGAAAGGUGUGACAUCAUUGAGCCAAGAACUGGGACGGGAUGUCCCAACUGAGGAAGCCAUUCCAAAACUACUUGAAGCCUUUACUGAACAAUUCAACUGCACUUUAACAUACAGUGAUUCAGUUAAAACAAACACAUGUUUAUGAGUAUCUAGUGUAAGAGGCUUUAUUAAAAGUAUAUUCAAAUCUUCCUGCUUGUAUAGUAUUAAAAUUAAUUGAUAUGUUUGUGCUGUGUUCAUGUACAGUUGAAGUCAGAAGUUUACAUACACCUUAGCCAAAUACAUUUAAACUCAGUUUUUCACAAUUCCUGACAUUUAAUUGUAGAAAUCGUUCCCUGUCUUAGGUCAGUUAGGAUCACUACUUUAUUUUAAGAAUGUGAAAUGUCAGAAUAAUAGCAGAGAGAAUGAUUUAUUUCCGAUUUUAUUUCUUUCAUCACAUUCACAGUGGGUCAGAAGUUUACAUACACUUUGUUAGUAUUUGGUAGCAUUGCUUUUAAAUUGUUUAACUUGUGUCAAACGUUUUGGGUAGCCUUCCACAAGCUUCUCACAAAAAGUUGCUGGAAUUUUGGCCCAUUCCUCCAGACAGAACUGGUGUAACUGAGUCAGGUUUGUAGGCCUCCUUGCUCGCACACACUUUUUCAGUUCUGCCCACAAAUUUUCUAUCAGAAUGAGGUCAGGGCUUUGUGAUGGCCACUUCAAUACCUUGACUUUGUUGUCCUUAAGCCAUUUUCCCACAACUUUGGGGGUACGCUUGGGGUCAUUGUCCAUUUGGAAGAUGCAUUUGCGACCGAGCUUUAACUUCCUGACUGAUGUCUUGAGGUUGUGCUUCAAUAUAUCCAUAUAAUUUUCCUUCCUCAUGAUGCCAUCUAUUUUGUGAAGUGCACCAGUCCCUCCUGCAGCAAAGCAGCCCCACAACAUGAUGCUGCCACCCCCAUGCUUCACGGUUGGGAUAGUGUUCUUCGGCUUGCAAGCCUCACCUUUUUUCCUCCAAACAUAACGAUGAUAUUUAUGGCCAAACAGUUAAAUUUUUGUUUCAUCAGACCAGAAGACAUUUCUCCAAAAAUGAAUAUCUUUGCAUAUUCAUUACAUAUUAUGUGCACUUGCAAACUGUAGUCUGGCUUUUUAUGGUGGUUUUAGAGCAGGGGCUUUUUCCUUGCUGAGCAGCCUUUCAUGUUGUCGAUAUAAGACCUGUUUUACUGUGGAUAUAGAUACUUGUCUACCUGUUACCUCCAGCAUCUUUACAAGGUCCUUUGCUGUUUUUCUGGGAUAGAUUUGCACAUUUCGCACCAAACUACGUUCAUCUCUAGGAGACAGAAUGCAUCUCCUUCCUGAGCGGUAUUAUGGCUGCGUGGUCCCAUGGUGUUUAUACUUGCAUACUAUUGUUUGUACAGAUGAACGUGGUACCUUCAGGCUUUGAAGAAUGAACCAGACUUGUGGAGGUCCAACAUUUUUUUUUCUGAUGUCUUGGCUGAUUUCUCUUGAUUUUCCCAUGAUGUCAAGCAAAGAGUUUGAAGGUAUGCCUUAAAAUACAUUCACAGGUACACCUCCAUUUCAGUACACCUCCUAUCAGUAUCUAAUUGUCUAAAGGCUUGACAUAAUUUUCUGGAAUUUUCCAAGUUGCUUAAAGGCACAGUUAACUUAGUGUAUGUAAACAUCUGAUCUACUGGAAUUGUGAUAUAGUCGAUUAAAAGUGAAACAGUCUGUCUGUAAACAAUUGUUGGAUGUGUCAUGUACAAAGUAGAUGUCCUAAAUGACUUGCCAAAACUAUAGUUUUAUCAUAUUAAAUCUAUGGAGUGGUUAAAAAAUGAGUUUUAAUGACUUCAACCUAAGUGUAUGUAAACUUAUGACUGCAGCUGUACCUUCCCAUAUUUAAGUGUUGGUACCAUCGUACAGAUGGUCAAUGCGAUGUUACAUUGAUAUACAAGUCAAAAGUUUGAACACGCUUGAACCAUUUCAUCUAAAGGCACAUGAAUUUCUUUACAAAGUUAGAAUUUUAAUUGAUAUUUUUUAAUGGGUGAAUUGAAGGAAAAGUAGCCAACAACUGGCCAGCAAACAUGGCAACUCCACCAAUGCUGUUUUAAAAGCAUCUGUGGCACCUCAUUAAGUCUGAUGAUAUAAUAAAUAGUAAUUUAGUCGAUGGGUGGCUACUUCGAUGCUAAAAUGUAAGAUAGAUUUUAUUUGUUUCCAGCUUGUGAUUAGUAUUUAAUUCCCAUGCUUCCAUGUGUGGUAUUUCAUAGUUUUGACAUAUUUACUAUCAUUCUAAAAUGUGGGAAAUAGUAAAAUGAUUACCAUAUGCAUAUACCAUGGAAUUUACAUAGUACUCCAAAGGUGAUGUAUAGCUAUUGUAAAUGUAAAAACAACAACAAAACCCAUAUUACCAUGACAUCAUAGCCAAAGAACAAUAAUAAUACCAUAGUAGGUUUUUUUUUAGUUUUAAAAAAAAAAAAAAAAUUAAGUGUUGGUAAUAGAUUCUCUGCAUGGUUAUCUUUUGAGAUUUAUGACUCAUAUGUUGAUGAACUCCUAAUGAGGUCACCAGGAGGCAUUCUCAUUAAAAAACAUGAGCACCUUGCCUAAAGCAAGAUGAGAUGUUUACAUAU